UCCCAAGCCAGAUUUUUCAGCACACAUUUCUAAAGGGAACAACAAAAACUACAAUCACUGUAAAAGUCCUCUAAUGAGCAUGGGCAAUAAACUGACUGAAGCUUGAGCAGAUGUCUCCUAGCAACCACAUCAAAGGAAAAACUAUUAAUUUGCCUUCCUGAGACCCCAGCCCCUUCUGGAAGUAAUGGACCCUGCACAAAUGAAGUUAAAAACAUAAAUAUAAGGGCGUGUAUUUGCUUCACCUGGUGUUCUGCUGGCAUAUCACAAGGAUUACAUGUUAAAACAGCAUAAAGAACCUGCAUUUCACUUUGAACCAGGACAAUAUUAUGGGACAGUAUUUAUUUCCUACAUGAUAAGAAUUUAUUUUUAUUGGUACCAAAAUGCAUUGUAUUGAUCUGGAGUUGAAAAUUAUAGUUACCGCUUUGAUAACAUUUCUGCUUUAUUCAGCUGAGAAAGGAGAAAGCUAUGCAUUGCAAGGUUGCGAAGUACAUGGAAAGUAUAACCUGAAGGUUCUAUGCUACAACAAAAGAUUAACCCAUGUCCCUGAGCAGCUUCCUAUGGGUACCUUCAAUCUUGACAUUUCUCACAAUAGAAUUAAAAGACUAACUAUUGCUGACUUCAGAAAUGUAACACAAAUGCAGAUAAUGAAUGCAUCAGCCAAUCAAAUCAGUUUUAUUGAGAAUGGAACUUUUCAGAACUUGGAAGCACUGCAAUUACUGAACCUUAGGAUAAACCAAUUAAAAUCCAUAACAAGUGAUAUGUUCAAAGGACUGAAAAAUAUCACCACUCUGCUACUAGAUACAAACCUGAUUGCAACUAUAGAGCCAAAUGCAUUCUCUAGCUUACCAAAGCUGAAGAUACUUGGCCUAUCAUCCAACAAACUGUACACAACAAAAGUUAUUAAUUAUUUUUUUCAGAUAAAUAGACUUAGUGAGCUGUAUAUAGGCAAUAAUAAUUUAAAGACUUUUUCUACUGGGGACAUAGUAAAUGCGUCUAGCUUUCUUCGAACAAUAGAUGUUUCUAGAAAUCCAUUUUUUUUUAUCGGGUUCAUAACUAGCAAUUUACAGAACAUUACUUCUUUAGACAUAUCAUUUUUGCCACAAACUGUUUCAUGGAACAUUAAAGAGCCGUGUUUCUUAAAAGGUCUUAAAAGGUUAAACAUGAAUGGGAUCCUCCUAAAUCAUACAGCUAUAUCAAAUGUUAUACAAAGUCUCUCAUGCAGCAGUCUGGAAGAACUUAACCUAAGCUAUCUAAAUCUAACAGACUCUGACCCUCUUAUUCCACAGAUAUGUCAUUGGCACCCAAAGAUUCAAAUUCUUAAUCUACAAGGCAAUAAUUAUACACAAUUUAAGGUAGACACCUUUCAAAACUGCACUUUUUUACAAUAUUUGGAUUUAUCUCACAACAAGUUUCAGAGGUUUACUGCAUCAACCUUUCAACACCUUAGCUCUCUAAAGCAAUUGUCUAUUGCUAAUAAUGAGCUUAAUGUAAUGCCAAAUGACUUGUCUAAUCUAGCCUCCUUGGAAAGGCUAAACCUGAGCUACAAUCACCUUAGUGAUGUGCAUUUGAAUGAAUCCAAGUCAUACAACACCCUGAAGGAUCUUGAUUUGAGUGGAAACAUAAUAUCAGUCUUCAGUACAUCAGCACUUGGAAAUUUGAGUCUUCAAAAUUUGUACCUGGGAGAAAAUCACCUAUUGGAUAUUUCAAAUUCAUUUGCAUAUAGUCUUAGAAAGUUAAAAAACCUACAAAUAAGAAAAAACAAGUUAGAUUCAAUAACUUUAAACACUUUCAAGAAUUUAGAGUCCUUGGAAAAUCUUAAUCUAGUUGAUAAUCAGAUUGAAACAAUUGAUGAAGGAGCCUUUAAUGGUCUUGUAAAUCUGAAAGUCUUGCUACUUGGAAGCAACAAAAUAAAAAGUAAUGUCUUCCAAAAGGGAACUUUUCAAGGACUGAGAUCACUUGUUGAACUACAACUUUUUAGCAAUUACAUUGAAUAUGAUUCCUCAGAAAAACUUAAUAUUGCCCCUUUUCAUCAAUUAAGUUCUUUAAAAUUGAUCACCCUUAAUAGCCAAGGUUCCAGUGGUAUGCGUAAUUUUCCAGUAAACUUGUUGGAAGGCUUGGUGUCGUUAGAAAAGAUACAUGCAGGCAAUUUGGCUCUUAAUAGUUUUGAGUCAAAAACAUUUUCAUACAUUCCACAGUUAAAGGAAUUAGACAUAAGCAACAAUCCUGUCGAAAUUCUGGAUCCACUGUUGUUAAAACCUCUGCUUAACUUAACUGAACUGCAUGUCAAUCAAAUGCAUUUGGAUUCUCUUGAUUUUCUCAAUAUAUCAUAUUACCCCAAUCUCACUUUACUCCGUGCAUCAGGGAACCAAUUAAACUUGCUAACCUCUAAGCAGCUGGGAGCACUACCUGCACUUCGUUUCCUGGAUCUUCGAAAUAACAAGCUUACCUGCAGCUGUGACAACCAGUGGUUUAUAGACUGGGCACUGAAUGAUGUGAACACACAGGUUUUGUAUUUCUUUGAAUACAAAUGUGCUUAUCCCCCAUCCUCCAAAGGGACAAAUCUUCAUGAUUUCAACAUCUCCUCCUGCAGGCUAAACUAUUCCUUUAUUAUGUUUCUAUCUACCACAAUUUUCAUAAGUACACUAAUGAUUUCUUUAACAAUAUUUAAUUUUUGUAGAUGGCAAGUGGUCUAUGCUUAUUACAUAUUCCUCGCUUUUCUGUAUGACAAAAAAUACCAAAAAAGAAAACCUAAAUAUCAAUACGAUGCCUUUAUCUCUUUCAAUAAUCAUGAUGAGGAAUGGGUCUUCAAACAUCUUGUACCUAACCUUGAGGACAAAUAUAAAUGGAAGCUUUGCCUCCAUCACAGAGACUUUGAACCAGGAAAGCCCAUAUUAGAUAAUGUAAUUGAUAGCAUCUACAGCAGUCGGAAAACUGUCUGCAUCAUUAGCACCUACUAUUUAGAGAGUGAGUGGUGUUCUAAGGAAUUGCAGGUAGCUAGCUACAGACUUUUUGAUGAGCAUGCGGAUGUACUGAUUUUAUUAUUUCUUGAGGAUAUUCCCAGUUACAAACUUUCACCUUAUCAUAAGAUGAGGAAGUUUAUCAAAAAGAAGACAUACCUUCUCUGGCCCAAAGACAUCAAUGCUGCACCUGUCUUCUGGUGUAAGGUAAACCAGGCUUUAGAAACCAUUGACUGCAAAGAGGACGACUGCAACCUAAUGUCAGGUGCUUGUGCAUAACACGUAGAGCACAAGAAACAGAACAUAAUGUUCUUUCCUGAGAGAAUGAGAUACACUAAGGAACUUGAUCAGACCAACACUGUCUUCAGUGUGGCCAGGGACCACCAUGAGCUACUGCCAAGUUCACAUACAGUAUAAAAACAACUAUAAAUUAUGGCAGAGAAUGUGUAGAGAAUAUCACAUGAUUAAGGGGAACGUCACCGAAAUGUUGUGUUGAAUUUUGAUCCGCAUGUCUUAUAAUUAAAGGGAUUUUUAAGGAGCUAAGAAA
Bombina bombina (fire-bellied toad) is the source of this 3504-nucleotide messenger RNA. RefSeq names its product toll-like receptor 13. Bases 381 to 3236 code for a protein of 951 amino acids. Gene Ontology annotation, biological process: inflammatory response; toll-like receptor signaling pathway; immune response. Gene Ontology annotation, cellular component: membrane. Lineage: Eukaryota; Metazoa; Chordata; Amphibia; Anura; Bombinatoridae. The record is from RefSeq and is a predicted model, not a curated record. The transcript is spliced from 3 exons. Gene Ontology annotation, molecular function: protein binding; transmembrane signaling receptor activity.